Neospora caninum is the source of this 2004-nucleotide messenger RNA. Its product is annotated as Os05g0488800 protein, related. The record is from RefSeq and is a predicted model, not a curated record. The transcript has 3 exons. Lineage: Eukaryota; Apicomplexa; Conoidasida; Eucoccidiorida; Sarcocystidae. Bases 1 to 2004 code for a protein of 667 amino acids.
AUGGGGAAUAACAACAGCCGCGGGGGCGGGCGUCCGGGUCACGCUCCAGGAGGCGCGAGUGGCGCGUCGAAUUUCGUUUCUUCCCACCGGUUAGCAUCACCAGCUUCUUCCGCGACAAAUCCCCAUAGCAAUGCGACUCCCAGUGAGUCCCCUAUUCGGGGCCACUGCUAUGCGUGCGAUGCCAGGGGACCGGCUACACUUGACUCGGCGUCCGGCGACCUCCGGUGUGACAGUUGCGGCGCCGUGGGUUUUGUUGAACGUCUUGCAGACGGUUCAGUCUCAGGUUCUUCAGCCCCUCCCUCGUCUUCAUCAGGAGUUCCGUCGGGACCAACUGUGUCUGUAGCCACUGCCCCGGCGGCCGUGGUCGAGAAUGCAUUCGGCAUUCCGGUGGCAGAUCUGAUGGCUCAACUUAUUGGGGGUUUGGCGGAGCUCCAGUCCGAUGAUCCCGGCAUGUUUUUCUACGGUGACGGAGAAUUCGAACAUGCGGCAGGCGGCAGGCCUUCGUCGACUCGCUCUUCUCGGCAAGGAGGCUCGCUGUGUCCACGCGUCGUCUUCGGCUCUGAGCAAGAAAGGCAACAACAAGAAGAUGCUCGGCGAAUGAUGCAGGCUGUCUUCGGGACGACUGACGGGCCAAGGGCCUUCGGGGGAGGAGUUAGCGACAACGGCGCGGCGCAGAAUGCCGUCGCAGGCCAAGCCCCGUUCAUUCAAAUCGGAAACCUCGUUAUGCAAGUGUUGAACCAGGCCCUUUCGGGCGGCGCAGGAUUCGGCGUUGGCGAGGAAGCGAUGGACCAGAUCCUUACGAUGAUCAUGCAGAACGACGUUAACCGAUAUGGAUCGCCGCCUGCUGCCGCGUCCGUCAUCCGCAGCCUGAGAGAAGAAACUCUGACAGAAGAACAAGCGAGAGAAGCCGGACCGUGUGCAAUUUGUCAAGAAGACUACCGGCGAGAAGACGUCGUACACAGACUGACGGAUGACUCCUCGCAGUGCUCCCAUAUCUUCCACCGUCAGUGCAUCAUCCCUUGGCUCGAACAGCACAAUUCCUGUCCAGUGUGUCGGUUUGAACUGCCGACCGACGACGCCGCAUACAAUCAACGACGCGCUGAGCUCCGGAACCGAGUUCGAAGCACUCUGUCAUCUGUCGCGGCUGCGGCAACGAAUCCGUCCUCUUCCUCACCAGCCCCAGGUCCGACUGAGCCAGCUGGGGGGGAGGGCGAAACGGUUGAUCAAGAAGCGGAAGGGCGCCGUGCUUCCGCGUCUUCUUCGCGACCGGAUCAAGAGGCGACGGAGGGAGAGAGGGGACGCGACGGAGAACUCCAAGCUUCAGAGGUGACCGAAAAGGAUGAAGAACCGCCGUCCGUGUCGGCUUCUGCUCCCACGUCCUCUGCUACGGCGACAGCUCCGUCCUCUUCUUCCUCUUCUUCCUCUCCGAGAUCGGCCGCCUACUCUUGGGUAGCGGGUGGCUCCUCGUCUUCGUCGUCUUCCUCUCCCGCUGGUGCAUCGUCUUCCUCCUCUGCGUCUGCGAACGCGCACUCUGGGGGGCGUUCUUCCGCCGAGGCGUCUUCUGGAUUUCCUUCGUCUCAGCCUUUUCAAGCGUUCAGUUUCUCGACUUCGCAGCCCUCGUCCUCGUCUGGCCCGCGGCACGUCUUCCCUUCGUCUCCUCCCUUUUUCGGGGUGAGAGGCGGCUUCGGCCUCAUUCCCGGCGUGGUCCACUCUGCUCAGUUCCCCGCGCAAUUCUUCCCGGCGGCGCCUGGCUCGGCAGCAGGCGCCUCUGCGUUCGGCUCAGCCGCCUCCGGGCCACCGGGCGGUCCCGGAGGACAAGUCUUCGAGGCGACCGUCGGUUUCGACGAUCCUGAGGCUGCUCAGCAGCAGGUCCAGGCUAUGAUGCAGCAGAUCUUCACGGGGCUCGCGGGAGGCCCUCUUGGGCCCCAGCGGGAACAGGACGAGGGACGAAGCGCACAGCCGCGACGAACCGACAGCGGCGGGGACGGCUGUCGACAACAGUGA